This is a messenger RNA of Morone saxatilis (striped sea-bass), 2392 nucleotides long. It is a transcript of the gene foxi2, whose product is annotated as forkhead box I2. The coding region runs from base 104 to 1303 and encodes 399 amino acids. The transcript has 2 exons. NCBI's taxonomy places the organism in Eukaryota, Metazoa, Chordata, Actinopteri, Moronidae. Gene Ontology annotation, biological process: cell differentiation; anatomical structure morphogenesis; regulation of transcription by RNA polymerase II. Gene Ontology annotation, molecular function: RNA polymerase II cis-regulatory region sequence-specific DNA binding; DNA-binding transcription factor activity, RNA polymerase II-specific. The record is from RefSeq and is a predicted model, not a curated record.
ACUCCACCAUCCUCCCUGACACUUGUUGCUGCUGCCUGCGCACCACCGGGAGAGGCCACCUGAACCGCUUCAGCAUUUCCUUUGGGAUUUCCCGCGGGGAGUGAUGAACUCCAUCGACCCUCAGUCCCAUCACCAGCACCACCAACACACCUCCCCUACCGUCGGCUCUCUCCCACCUAAAGGCGCCCAGGAGGCCCCGGACAUGGCCGCUGUCUACUGCGACAACUUCAGCAGCAUGUACCACCAGCAGAGCCUCCAGGGCGCACAGAGACCCGCCGGCUACGGCCUCGGAGAUUACGCAUCGUCUCCAAACCCGUACCUGUGGCUCAACGGGCCGGGAGUGAACUCCUCCGCAUCUUACCUGCACGGUAACAACCCGGCGUCGUUCAUCCCGCCCUCCUACGGCUCGCAGCGGCAGUUCAUAACAAACUCACCUGGCUUUGGCGGGCCCGACCUGGGCUGGUUGUCCAUCGCAAGCCAGGAGGAGCUGCUGAAGCUGGUCCGACCGCCUUACUCCUACUCUGCGCUCAUAGCCAUGGCCAUCCAGAAUGCGCACGAGAAGAAGCUGACCCUGAGCCAGAUCUACCAAUACGUCGCCGACAACUUCCCCUUUUAUAAGAAGAGCAAAGCCGGCUGGCAGAACUCGAUCCGGCACAAUCUGUCUCUGAACGACUGCUUCAAGAAAGUGCCGAGGGACGAGGACGAUCCAGGAAAAGGAAACUACUGGACGUUGGACCCAAACUGUGAAAAGAUGUUUGACAACGGGAACUUCCGCAGGAAAAGGAAAAGACGUUCUGAUCCAAGCAACGCCGGAGGAGCAGCAGUGGCUGCGGCAGCAGGGGCCACAAAAGUGGAGGAUGGCAGGCCAGCUGUGGCGGCCUCCCUGAAGCCUUCAGACAGUCCUCAGCUCCUGGGGCCAUCCUCACCAGAGAUGGAGGCAAUGAACGAGAACCACAAGAGCUCGUCAUCGUCUUCGCCACCGGGACUGUCCUCAGCCGCUCCUUGUUUUAAUAACUUUUACAGCGGCAUGUCGACGCUCAGCUCGGGGGUCCCGAGCCGGCAGGGGUCCCUGGGACUGGUGAACGAGCUGUCGAAUAGGAACAUUACGGCCCUGAGCCCGUACCACCUCAACCACGGCGGGCAGGACACGGGGGCGUCAGAGCACGGCGAGGGCUUGCAUUUCAACCGUGGAGUUUACUACAACACGUUUGGCAGCGGGCAGAGCGGACAGUUCAACAGUCACUUCUACAACAGCUUCAGCGUCAACAGCUUGAUUUAUCCCAGGGAAGGGACAGAGCUAUAGGAGCCGAUUUACCACAACUUCACACUGUUUUAGGGACUUGCUGCUCGGUGAAUCCCCCUCAAACUCACAAAAACACACGUGCGUCAUGCGUUUCAGCAGAGAGGUCAGAGUGCAGGCUGGGUAGCAGCUUCUCUGCACCAUGAACACAACACUUCACUGAUCAGUCCACCGGAGAGAUUAGACAACUAGAGAGAGUAUUUUAGGUGAACUUGAUUCAAUUUGACAAACACUCAAACUGUGGAAACACCAGCCGGAAAGUCAAACAUAAAAUGAGCACUUAUCUUUUUACUCUUUUUCUUUAUGACUAUAUCAAAGCUCCUACUUUGCUCUUAAUGCUAAACUAUACUUGCAAAGUAAGACAACCACUGAACACUAAUUUCUUUUAUAAUAUUUUAAACAUCUAUUUUUACAUUUUUUGGCAGUUUCAACAGAACCUCUCCCUAUCUCUUCUUGUGGUCCAAACCACACAUGUCCAAGAUGUAAAUGUAUUUUUGAUAUUUUGCCAGUUUUGCCAAAUCUAGCCCAUUCAGUACAGUUGAUUACAUAUGUUGAAAACUGUUUAAUUCAUCAUCAACUCAAAUCUGCCAAAGUUGCCUUUGUGAGACCGCCAUUACCUCAAAACAACAAUCAAGUGAGAUGAAAGUGCCCUGCUAUGAAGGGUUUACCUGUAUAUUUAGACAGUUUCCAAAUGCAGUAACAAUUGAUUUAAUACGAAUAUAAUCCGAGACAGGCCUUGCCUUAUUUUUAUAUCCUUCAUGUUGACUGAACCCACAGCACUAUGGCUCCUGUAAAUACAUCUGGACUUUAUAAAUGUGUAUUUUUGUAAAUUAUAAAGAUAGUUUGUGACUAUUUAUGCUAUUUAUGCUAAUAGGCAUUGUUUUCUACUGUUGUCUGAACAUAGUUUGAUUAAAGCAGAAGUGAAUAAUAUUAGCUUACAAAAUGGGCCGAAAACAGUAUCACUAAAAUCCAGAUGUCAUAAAUAUAUAUAUAUAUAUUAAAAACUAUAUGCUAUAUCAUGGUUUCUCUCAGGAUUCAGUGUGACAAUCAUUGAAUGGCUUUUGUAUCUAUUUUUGUCUUUUUUUUAAUCUU